Drosophila takahashii is the source of this 363-nucleotide messenger RNA. The record is from RefSeq and is a predicted model, not a curated record. NCBI's taxonomy places the organism in Eukaryota, Metazoa, Arthropoda, Insecta, Diptera, Drosophilidae.
AUGUACCGUCAAGUGGAGGUUGACGAGGCGCAACGAAUUUUUCAAUUAAUUGUAUGGAGAAGAGAUGCUGCCAGCCCCUUAAAAACUUAUCGCCUAAAUACGGUUACUUAUGGAACAGCAAGUGCUCCAUUUCUUGCAGUGCAAGAUGUCUCUGGCACGGACUUCUACGUCGAUGAUCUGCUCACCGGAGCGGACACAGAGCAGGGAAUGGCUGUUCUUCGUCGCGAGCUAAUUGAGAUCCUGGAACCAGCGGGCUUUGUUUUGACAAAAUGGGCUUCGAAUUGCAAAACAGGUACAAGCGACAAAUCGAAUGCGGAAAUUUUACAAGGAGAUCGUCAAGAUCUCAAGACUCUGGGGCGUUAG